Messenger RNA from Megalopta genalis, 2410 nucleotides. RefSeq names its product ubiquinone biosynthesis protein COQ8, mitochondrial (gene Coq8). The record is from RefSeq and is a predicted model, not a curated record. Gene Ontology annotation, biological process: ubiquinone biosynthetic process. Lineage: Eukaryota; Metazoa; Arthropoda; Insecta; Hymenoptera; Halictidae.
AAAAAUCAUUUUUUGAUACUAUGAACAUUCUACGAAAUUAAAACUUUUUAAGUAGAGACCAUACAAGAUAGAUAUGUACAUAAACUUAUGAAAUCUUGGUAUAUAGAUUACAUUAUACGAUCGUGAUAUAGAGGUAGAUUAAAUCACAGAGAUGUCUCAACCUUGGAUAUCUGAUCUCAUUGGUGUCCUGAAAGGAGCUAGGGCGGUAACUAAUGCCAUUAUAAAACAUCAAGAAGAUGCAGUUAAACGUACAGUACAAACAUCGAGUUUGAAAACUGCUGCAGAAAAAUGUACAACAGAGUGUAUAAAAAAAUUCAAAAACAUAGAACCAAGUAAGGUUCCUGAACAAGUAGCAGGGGAGCUCAAAGAAGUGGUUGAACGAUUAAAUGUUGUUGAAAAAGGUUUAAUGGAAUUUGUUAAAAUAAAAUCUAACAAAAUGAUCGGUGCGUCUUCAGAUCCCUAUGAUUCCACACCAAUCCAAAAAACUAAGCUAUAUGCUUACAAUAUUGCAAAAGAUCCUAAAGAAGUAUCAAUUGAGCCUGACAUAAUAAACGAGAAGCAAAAUAUUACGUCUGCAAGUACAACUAAUACACAAAAGAAACAAGAUAGACCUACAAUAAGAAAAUAUACAACAGUAAAGGAAAAAAUAGAAACAAUGACUAAGUUAGAGAACAAGAUACCCAUGAUUGAGCUUUCAGAUAAAGAUAAAGAAAUUUUAAGAAGAUUGGAAUUGGAACAUGAAAAGAAUAAAACAUAUGAUACUCCAAAAGAAAAUACUAUAAAAGAAAUUGAUUCUGAAAUAAAACAAGAAUCUCUGAAGGUAGUUCCAGAGAAACCACAAGUUAGACCAUCUGUGAAACCAAAGCAAACUCUUUCACCUAAUGCAAAAGCUCAGAAAGUUCCAUCUACUAGAUUCCAGAGAAUGAUGAGCUUUGGUACAUUAGGAAUUGGUCUUGGUGUUGGUACAGUUGCAGAAUACACACGUAGAACACUUGGUUUAAAAACACAAAGCCUUGGUGAGACAUUUGAUAAUAUGUUUCUUACAAAGGCAAAUGCUGAAAGAAUAGUUUCAACUUUAUGUAAAGUAAGAGGUGCAGCAUUAAAGAUAGGACAAAUUUUAAGCAUUCAAGAUGAAACCAUUAUAAGUCCCGAAUUACAGAAGAUUUUUGAAAGAGUUAGACAGAGUGCUGACUUCAUGCCAGCAUGGCAAGUUGAGAAAGUAUUAGCUGCUGAACUUGGGCACGAUUGGAGGAAUAAAUUAGCUACCUUUGAAGAGAAACCAUUUGCUGCAGCAUCUAUUGGUCAGGUUCAUCAUGGUACUUUAUUAAAUGGUCAAGAUGUAGCAAUUAAAAUUCAAUAUCCUGGUGUAGCUAUGGGAAUUCAAAGCGAUGUUGAAAACUUAGUAGGCUUAAUGAAGGUUUGGAAUAUUUUUCCGAAAGGCAUGUUCAUAGACAAUUUAGUAGAAGUUGCGAAUCGAGAACUUGCAUGGGAAGUAGAUUAUAUACGCGAAGCAGAAUGUACAAAAAGAUACAAGAAACUCAUGGAAUCUUACAAGGAUUAUUGUGUUCCAGGAGUAAUAGAUGGAUUAUCGACGAGUCAAGUUUUUACAACGGAAAUGGUAGAAGGUAUUCCAGUAGAUAAGUGUGUCAGUUUGGAUAUGGAAACAAGAGAACAUAUUUGUAGACUGAUAAUGAGUUUAUGCCUUAAAGAAUUAUUUGUCUUCCGAUAUAUGCAAACAGAUCCAAACUGGUCGAAUUUCUUUUACAAUACUUAUACUAGACAGUUAGUUUUACUAGAUUUUGGAGCCUGUAGAGAGUACGAAAAAUUAUUUAUGGAUAAAUAUAUUAGAAUAAUUUAUGCUGCCAGUGAAGGUGAUCGUAAUACAAUUCUAAAUUUAUCUAGAGAAAUGGGAUUUCUUACUGGAUAUGAAUCUAAAAUUAUGGAAGAAGCUCAUGUAGAUGCAGUAAUGGUUCUAGGACAAGUGUUUGAUAAGAAACAUAAAUAUUACGAUUUUGGGGGACAAGAUGUGACUAAUCGAAUCCAAUCAUUGGUUCCAACCAUUUUAGAUAACAGACUUUGUCCUCCACCAGAAGAAAUAUAUAGCUUGCAUAGAAAAUUAUCAGGAAUUUUCUUAUUAUGCGCCAAGUUACAAGUUAAAAUAAAUUGCCGUGAUAUGUUUCGUGAAGUGUAUGAUAAUUACAAGUUUGGUUAACCUAAUUACUGUGUAAAUAACAAUUCUACAUUAUAAAUGAAUUAAAUAUGUAUAUAUAAACGUAGAAGUAAAAGCUGAGCUUUGUAAUUAAUGUUUUCUGUUAUAACCUUGCUGUUAACAUGACCUUUCUAAAUUCUGAUGUUUUCGUAUUGUGCACUUUUAUACUAUCCUGUAUAAUAAAAUUGUUUAAAAAAUGUA